Molecule: messenger RNA, 887 nt
Organism: Osmia lignaria (orchard mason bee)
Lineage: Eukaryota; Metazoa; Arthropoda; Insecta; Hymenoptera; Megachilidae
Source: RefSeq, a predicted model, not a curated record
AAGCACAUAGACGCCAUGUUCAUUUGUCAACGGACGUCAAGGUGUGAUCAUCGAAGGGAACAAAGUUGCUUCGAAGAAGUAUGAAGAUAUUGAGUGCUUCAAUCAACUCGUCGUACAGUUUAUGUGUAUCUAAAACGAUUUAACGAUAUGGCGUACUCAGAAUUACGGAAACGUAAAUUAGAAGAAUAUGAAAUGCAGCUGUUUAACUUUCAUUCAAGAGCCGUUUACGCUACUUUGAAAAAUAUUGUACAUGAAAGGACUCAUUCCACAAUUAGUAAAAUGUGUGAAACAAUUAAGGAAGUAUACAAGUUAAAUUCUGAGAAUCUAGCAGUACUUAUGACAAAUCAAAAGCAAUUAGAAAAAAUAUAUUAUGAAGCAAUAGUAUCACAUUUAAAAAAUAUUGAGAGUAUUGUAAAUAAAUAUAUUGCUGUACCAAGUAAUGUUCUGCUGGAAGAAGACAAGUAUCAGAGAACACAGUACAGUGAUGCAGAAUUUGAAAGUAUGAAACAAAAAUUAAAAGAUUUACAAGAGAGAGGAAAAAGAGCUACUAUUUUAAAUGCAGUACUGAAAGAAGAAUUGCAAGUGUUUGAUCAGUUUUCAAUUACUGAAGAUGAUGUAAAUAAUAUGUGUAAUGUAAUUGAAACUGAUCUUGCAUGUUCAGAUACAGAUGAUAAGAUGUAUCAAUUAGUAGAAGACUAUAGACAGUUUUCCACAAGUAUCUUUGAUGUACCAGUUACAGAAAAAAGAAAGUACAAUACAAUGAAGAAUCUCAAGUGCAAAGAUUUCAAUUUAAGUGAAUUAUAAAUUAAAUUGAAAGAAAGUUAUUUUUCUUAAAGAAAAAUAUUAUUUGAGGGAUAGUGUUCCUGUAAAUAAGUAUAUUAACAUUC